Messenger RNA from Lactuca virosa, 2412 nucleotides. The record is from the annotation of a GenBank genome assembly. NCBI's taxonomy places the organism in Eukaryota, Viridiplantae, Streptophyta, Magnoliopsida, Asterales, Asteraceae.
AUGCUAACCUCCAUGCUUAAACUUAAUCCCCAAUCCCGUUCCUUAUGGCUUUCAUGCCUCUCCGCCUCCUUCCGCACGGCUGUCGCCUGCUCAAUCGUAGCCGUUGCCACCCUCUUCGGCCCCUCCUCCCUCCGCAGCCAAGUUGCCUUUCCAGCCUUCUCUUACGUCACUGUCAUUCUCAUCGUGACCGGUGCUUCCCUUGGUGACACACUUCGCGGCUGCUGGGACGCUCUCUGUGCGACUGUUUUAACAGUUAUUCCGGCAAUCGUAGGGCUUUGGGCGAUAGAGCCGUCACGGAUGACAACGGCGCUUACUGCGGUGGUGGUGGGUAUGGCGGCGUUCGUGGUGAUGCUGCCGGAUCAUAAGACUCAUUUGGUGUCGAAGAGAAUAGCGUUGGGGCAGAUUGUGAUUAUCUACGUGGUGGCGUAUGAUAAGGGUGGUCAGACUGAUCCAGUCAUGCAUCCUGUACACGUGGCAGCUAGCACCGCCAUUGGGGUGUUGGCUUGUGUUCUUGCGUUAUUGCUUCCGUAUCCUGGUUUGGCUACGUGUCAGGUGAAGAAGAAGUGCAAGCUUUAUGCAGAUAAUGCUUCAGAGAGGGUAGAACUGUGUGUAAAGGCAUUUUGUUCAGAAGACAAUAGAAGAGCACACUCUUUCGUCUCACAAGCCAAGUCUCUUGCCAUUAAUGGAACCAAACUCCUAAAUGCCAUCAAAUCCAAGAAAGAAAGCAUGAAAUGGGAAACACUUCCAAUAGAGUUCUUGAAACCCUACUGCAUGAAUACAGCACAAAAGAUGGAAGAAAUAGAGAUGCCAAUAAAAGGGCUAGAAAUGGGUUUGUCCCAUUUUCAUUCAUUUCCACCUCAAAUCCUCGAUCAAGAUCUAAAAGAUAACUUGCAUAAGCUUCUACAACACAUAACCAUAACCUUUGACCAACUAAAGUCUUGCAUCCCUUUCGAUUCUGCAACUUUUCCCGAAACAAAUCUUGAAAAUCCAACGUUUUCCCUCCAUUCUUUCCCUCAAACCCACAAAGAUCUGUCCUCUUUUUUCUUCUUAUUCUGUUCCAAAUUACUUGAAAGAAAGAUGACAUUGACAGAUAAUUCUCCAGCAAAGGCGCCUUCAUCUUCAAGCGAAGGGCAGAAGAACAAAAAGGAUCCACAAUUCGAUCUUUUUGAAUCGAUUAACACCUUUCUGAUGCACCGAAGGUUCGUGCUUGCAUUGAAAUGUUCAUUAUCCGUAGGUUUCGCUGUUCUAUUUGGAUUAAUAUACAGCAAAGAAAACGGGAUAUGGUCGGGACUUCCAGUUGCGAUUAGUUUUGCUGCUUCAAGAGAAGCCGUUUUUAGGGUUUCAAAUCUCAAAGCUCAAGGCACUGUGUUAGGAACUGUAUAUGGAGUAUUGGGUUGUUUUGUUCUUGAGAAAUAUGUUAAAGUAAGGUUCUUGAUUCUUCUUCCAUGGUUCAUUUUCUGUAGUUUGAUUAGGGGAAGCCGAAUGUAUGGUCCUGCUGGUGGUGUGUCAGCUGUAAUCGGCGCUGUUUUAAUUCUCGGAAGGGAGAAUUUUGGUUCUCCAACAGAAUUCGCUAUCAUUAGAAUUGUUGAAGCGUUCAUUGGAUUAUCUUGUUCAAUUGUUGUCGAACUCAUGUUUAGACCCACUAGAGCUUCAACUCUAGCGAAAUUCCAACUCUCCAAGAGUCUCCAAGUUUUGCACGAGUGUGUAAACACAAUUAAUCUUGGAGGAAAAAGUCAAGAUUGUUUCGAAGAUUGUCAAAGGAAACUUAAAGCUAAUGUGAAUGAAUUGAAAAAGUUCAUCGAUGAGGCUGCUAUGGAACCCAACUUUUGGUUUUUGCCAUUUAAUAGUGCUUGUUAUAGUAAGCUCUUGAAGAGUGUGUCGAACAUGGAGGGUCUUUUCGUCUUUUUGAACCAUGCAAAUCAUCAUAUAACACAAGAAAACAUAAGCAUGAAGACACUUGAAGAUGAGGUGGAGAUCUUUAAAGAAAUGAUUCACCCUUCGCUCAAGUGUUUUGAGAGGCUUGUUUUGGUCAAAUCACUAAACAAACUUGACAAGGAGGUUCAAAAGAGUGGUGCUUCUAACACAUAUAGUGAUGUUGAGAUGGGGAAAUUACCAAUUACCCCUUCAAAGUUACAUGAACAUGGAUCAAAUGGGGAAGAUGAGAUGGAGAAUGUAAUAAAUUCAUAUCUAAAAAGAUCACAAGAAGUUGUUAUUGGAGAGGGGUGUGAGGAAGUGAAGGAGCAUGAACUUGUAUUGAGUUUAAGUGCGAUUGGAUUUUGCUUGAGAGGUUUAGUGAGGGAGACGAGGGAGAUUGAGAAAGGGGUUACAGAACUUUUGCAAUGGGAGAAUCCUUCAAGUCUUGUAAAUUUGAAUGAAAUUUGUUGCAAGAUACAUGAUGUAUCUCAUAUUUGA